AUGAGCCGGCGUGCGAACUACGGUCGCGACGACGAUGAAGAAUUCCAUUCACAGUCAGAGGAAGAGGCCUUGGAAGACAACAGGGAGCACUUCCAUGAGGUGGAGGAAGAAGAAGUAGUGCUCUCCGAGGAAGGAGAGGACCUGUUCGAUGAGGAAACCGGGUUUGUGGUCGGCCAAGAUGAUAUCGAAAGGGAAGCUGAGGGAUUCGCCAAGCUUGGUAUCAACGUCGACGAGUACGAUGACUCGCUUAUUGAUGAAGAAGAGUACAUUGACGACCCAAGGGCACGCAGAGCUGCUGAAAGGCGCAUCAGAUAUGAGGAACAACAGCGUCAGAUUGAGAGUCGCGGUCAUCAACAGCUCUGGCGGCAGAUUCUCAAGCACGAUGAGGAGUCGGCGGAAGAUGGGAUAUUCGAACGCAUCGUUCAGCGUGUGGAAAGCAGACGCAAGCAGCUGCAAAAGGGCGAUUCUGACGCUCCGGAUUUCACUAUGCUCGAAGGAGCAAAGGCAGUGCUUCGCGCAGAUCCAUCAUCGAGCCACUUCGACGAGAAGUUCCAGCAGGCAGUCGACACGCUCUUCAGGUACUUCCUCUACCGGUUUAAGCUCAACGAAAAGGACACACGGUUCUAUUAUUUGGAUCGUAUUGACAAGAUGAUUCAGGACGAUGCCAACAUCAUCAAGGUAUCGGUGCCACACCUCAUGGCUUUCCACUGUGAGAAUAUGAUCCCGUGGCUGGAAUUCAAUCCUAUCGGCGUACUGCCAGUUCUCAAUGACUGCGUCAAUGUAGAAGCCCACCGAAAGAGAAAGAGGCUGUACAAAGGUCGUUAUUGCAAGGUUGCACUCAUAGACUGGCCAUUUUCCACACAGUUGUGCAACUUAAGAAGCCGAGAGCUUAACACGUUGGUCAAACUCAGCGGUAUCGUCGUGCGCCGAGGCCUCGUGUUGCCAAAGCUAAGGCUGCUAUACCUGAAGUGCAGCCUUUGUGACGGGGGUGUUGACAUGCCCAUAUACUUCAGCGACCAGCAAAAGCCAAUGUACCCCCAAAAGUGUGGCUACUGUGGCGGAGGCUCGUUCUCGGUGGACCGCAUCAACACGGUGUACGAUGACUACCAAAAGGUCACCAUACAAGAGCCCCCGCAAUCCGUCCAAGCUGGCAGAACGCCAAGGCAACGUUCGGUUAUUUUGUCGGGUGAUCUCGUGGACGCGUGCCGUCCCGGUGACCUCAUACAGGUGCUUGCCGUAUACAAGAGCAGGUACGACGUGGCGCUGAACAUUAAGCACAACUUCCCCGUUUUGAAGACGGAACUGGAGGCUGUGUCGGUAGAAGUUGAAACCAACCAAAGCAUACAAGAAGACCUUACAUCGGAAGACAUCCAACAUAUUAAGAAGCUCUCCAGGGACCCAUGCAUUCGUGAAAGGCUCAUUGCAUCUGUGGCGCCAGCCAUCUUCGGUCAGAAGGCUGCGAAGACUGCCAUAUGCUGUGCCCUGUUCGGAGGCGUCGGUAAGGGCAGGGGAGCCAGUAACUCGGAGGCCGAACCCACGCAGCAGGGUGAUGCCAAUGCCAACAAUUCAUCUCACCGCAUCAGGGGCGAUAUAAACGUCCUGCUUGUCGGUGACCCCGGUUUGGGGAAGUCGCAGUUCCUCACAUAUGUACACAAGACGGCGCCUAGGAGUGUGUUAACCACCGGCAAGGGUGCAUCCGCGGUGGGUCUGACAGCGGGGCUCAGGCGCGAUCCAGCCACGGGCGAGUGGUCGCUGGAAGGAGGGGCGUUGGUGCUGGCCGAUUUAGGUAUUUGCUGCAUCGACGAGUUCGACAAGAUGUCAAACAAGGAUCGAGUGUCCAUUCACGAAGCUAUGGAACAGCAGUCGAUUUCCAUUUCAAAAGCCGGUAUCGUCACUUCGCUAAAGGCCAGGUGUUCGGUUGUCGCCGCGGCUAACCCGAUAUUCGGACGCUACGAGCCAUCGCUUACCUUUAAAGAGAACGUUGAUUUUUCAGACCCGAUUCUCAGCAGAUUCGAUCUCAUUAUCGUUAUGAAGGACGUGCCAAACACGCAUGAAGAUUUGCUGCUGAGCGAAUACGUCAUCACAAACCACCAGCUGCUGCAUCCCAAGAUAGAGAACGUCGCAAACUACGAGCAGGUUGUGCAGAAUCUUAAAAACAAGAUCAGCACUUCUUCCGCAUGCCAACCGCUCAGUCAAAAGGAAUUUUCGAACUACCUCCGCUAUGCAAAAGCCAAUUGUGUACCAGUCAUCUCCCCGGAAUUCUACCGGGUGAUCGAGGGCAAGUUGGCCGGAUUCUACAGCUCUAUUCGGCAGAAGACGGCUUACGGUGGUGGAUACCCACUCACGCUUAGGCACAUCGAAUCGGUGAUCCGUAUUGCGGAGGCCAACGCAAAGAUGAGGCUAUCGAGCCACAUCAAUUCCGGCGAUGUGGACAUGGCCAUUGCUACACUGCUCGAGUCGUACAUCUCUUCUCAACGCCAUUCGAUUGCCUGCAAACUCGCGAGGGAAUACUCACGCUACCGCAUGAUCUUCGAGGGCGACGAUCACGUGCUCGUCCAAAUUCUGCGCAACACCAUACAGGCGCAAAUAGAGCGUAACCUGCGCCGGAGAGACGCCAUGAAACUGCAUAGGAGCGAAGCCGAGAUGGAAGUUGACGAGGCCGAAGUUAGCGCCACUGCCGAGGCCGCCGUCGACAUCCCACUAUUCAUUCAAAUCGCAAAGGGUUUCAAGUUCGACCCGGACCGCGUGACCCGGUGGCUGCAUUCUAGCUCAUUCAACGACUCCUUCAACAUCAUCGAGCGUGAAGGCAAGGAGAGCAUUGUGGUAAAAAACCUAUAG
Molecule: messenger RNA, 2838 nt
Organism: Babesia ovata
Lineage: Eukaryota; Apicomplexa; Aconoidasida; Piroplasmida; Babesiidae
Product: DNA replication licensing factor
Exons: 3
Coding region: 1-2838 (945 amino acids)
Biological process (GO): mitotic DNA replication initiation; double-strand break repair via break-induced replication; DNA replication
Cellular component (GO): nucleus; MCM complex
Molecular function (GO): single-stranded DNA binding; ATP binding; 3'-5' DNA helicase activity
Source: RefSeq, a predicted model, not a curated record